Molecule: messenger RNA, 649 nt
Organism: Pygocentrus nattereri (red-bellied piranha)
Lineage: Eukaryota; Metazoa; Chordata; Actinopteri; Characiformes; Serrasalmidae
Gene: spx
Product: spexin hormone
Exons: 6
Coding region: 125-478 (117 amino acids)
Molecular function (GO): neuropeptide hormone activity
Source: RefSeq, a predicted model, not a curated record
CUCCCCACGUCGCCUGAGACGGGAUUCCUCCACCCUGCUGUUAUAAAUAGGCCGGGAUCCUCCUUCUCCCAACAGAGCUCACCUCUCCAUUCACAAGCGCUCAUCUGAAGAGGACAGCGGAGCAAUGAAAGGUCUGAAGGCUCUCACGGCUUACGCGCUCGCGCUCCUUCUGUUGGCCACGUUUGUCUCAUACGCGUGCAGUGCGCCCAAGGGCACUCUCCAGCGCAGAAACUGGACCCCGCAGGCGAUGCUGUACCUUAAAGGCACACAGGGACGCCGCUUCGUGUCAGAGGACAGGAACGAGGGGGAUGUUUACGACUCUCUCCACUUAGAAUCACGGAGUCAGAACACAGAGAACCUGAGUGUGUCUAAGGCUGCGACGGUGCUGCUUAACUUCCUCCAGCAAGUCAAAGAGGAAGCAGAGGAUAACGGAUUCUUUUUUCAAGACAUACCAGCCUGGAAAAGGGACUACUUCUGAGGAGCUGCCUGUGUAAAAUAGCUGAACUGUACAGUUUUCCUCUUUAUUUUUCACCUUGUGUUGUUUAAUGAACUCUCAGUAUUUAAUGCAGUGUAAAAUACUACAUGCUGUACUUUAAGUGUGCUUCAUAUGAGUGUUUGUGGUGGUGAUUAAACUGAAUUUGCAUUCAUA